CCUUGUUCUUCUGAAUUGAAUUCAAGUACUACUCAGAGGUAUUUCAUGAUCUGCAUUGGCUUUGUUGACGAGUCGUGAGCCUGUCAACUUGAUGACUGCAAUUUCGGGGAGCACCCGCUGACUAAGCAGACUAUCUGUCCUGACGAGAAGCUGCCAGUACGCGUAACGUCCGGAGCACAUCCCUGGCCAAUCAAGCUUAAAAGCUCACCUUACACCUUGAUCCUCAACACCCAUUGCACCACCCCUUCAACCAUGGCGGCCAAGUACGCUGCGCAGGACCUCUCAGACGCGGCAUUAGGAGGUCCAAUUGGCCUGAAAGAUGGCUACUUUGUCGACAACUACGGGCGCACCCUCACGCUGCAUGGCCUUAACAUCUCCGGGGCAAGCAAGCUGCCCACGACGCCCAAUGGCCUGUCUCAUCUCACCGACGGCUUCUUCGAGCACCGGACAGUGACAUUCAUCGGCAGACCGUUUCCUCUUGGAGAUGCGCCGCUGCACUUCAGACGGUUGCAGGCUUGGGGCUUGCCGCUGAUCCGCCUGCUUGUUACGUGGGAGUCAAUUGGACACUCCGGGCCGGACCCGGAGACUGAUGUUGAUUUGGAGUAUAUCGACUAUCUGCGCCAGCUCAUUGAGAUCAUGCCGAAAUAUGGUAUCAAGUGCUUUAUCUGCGCUCACCAGGAUGUGUGGAGCCGGUUCAGUGGCGGCAGCGGGGCACCCGGCUGGACGUUUGAGGUUGCUGGGCUCGAUGUCGAGGCCUUCACUGAGACUGGUGCCGCAUAUGUGCAUGGGCAGGAUGAUCUGAGGAGAGCUACGGCGCCUGUGAAUGAGAAGGAGCCGAGCGGUCCGUUUGUGUGGCCAUCUGGGUACCAGAAGAUCGCUGCAUCGACCAUGGCGACGCUGUUUUGGGCGGGCGAAGCUCUGGCGCCAAAGCUGCAAUGUCAGCGGUCGAAGAAUGGCAGUGAUGAGACUGUUUCGGCUCAGGAGUUUCUUCAAAGUGCCUUUAUCGAAGCUUUUGGCCGGCUCGCUGAUGAGGUGGCUGGUCUCGAGGCAUGCGUUGGAUUUGAGCCGUUGAAUGAGCCACAUCGAGGUCUCGUCAAUCUUCAUGGGUUCGACGGUUGGAACUAUGAUACCGACCUUCAUAUCGGAUACUACCCUUCCUUGACACAAGCACUCGCACUUGCCAGUGGCUACGCUCAAGAAGUCAAUUAUUACGUCAAGUCUUGGCCGUUCCCUACUCGUAUUUCUCACAAAACUGUCGUCGACCCUAAGGGAAGAUCUGCUUGGCUGGCUGCUAAGCCAAGUGCAUCGGAACCACAGAAUUACGGUCUCGGCGAGUGUGUAUGGCGCGCUCAUGGCGUCUGGGAAUGGGACGAAGCCAAAAGGGGCCCAAAGAUUCUGCAGCAGGAUUACUUUGAGGUCGACCACCGGCCGGGCCGUGAAGGCAAGCCGCUGGAAUGGUACCGCGACUUUUACGGUCCCUUCCUCAAGCGCUUCUCGGAGCGUGUCUCACGGAAGUCUUCCCGCCAGUUCUGCUUCUUCGAGCCGAUCCCAAAUGAGUUUGUGCCCCCUUGGGUUGGCCAGGACGGCAAGGUGGACGAAGCCGGACAGAAGCAGACAUACGCGACCAAGACAAUCAUCGACACCCCGAGGCCAGGAAAUCUCGUCUUUGCUCCUCAUUUCUACGACCUCAACGUAUUGUUCAGCAAGCAUCACUCGUGGAUGAGCGUCAACGUACAAGGCCUCUCCAGGGGCAUGUUCAUCUUGAAAGCGCUCUACUUCGGCGCUAAAGCGCUCCGCCAAAACUACCGCACGCAGCUCGCCAACAUCCUAAAGUAUGGGCAAAAGUCGCUGGGGACCCACGUGCCUGCCCUCAUCGGCGAGGUCGGCAUACCCUACGACAUCAACGGCGGCGAAGCCUUCAAGACGGGCAACUACGAUAAGCUGCGGGAGCUCAUGCACGCGCUCGUCUCGGCCAUGGAGGACAAUAACCUGGCCUUUACGCUGUGGAAUUAUAACCCUGAUAAUCGGGUGGAGUACGGCGAUGGGUGGAACAAGGAAGAUUUCUCUGUCGUUAACGGCGACACUGAAGCGAAGCCGGGCCACAUUCUGCCAGACUAUGCUAACGCAGCACAUGAGGAUAAUGAGCUGUACCGCGGCGGGAGGGUGCUGGACGUGAUUAUUCGUCCUUACGCCGUCAAAAUUGCAGGUCGCCCCGUUCGCUCGGAUUGGGACCCGCGGACCCUCCAUUACGAAUUCGAAUGGACUUCAGAGGCCGAGACCGACGUCAAGAAUAGCAAAAGUCAACCACAAAAGUCACGGACGACGGAGAUCUUUGUGCCAAAGUACCACUACGCGCAGCGCAACAUCGACAUCAAGGUCAGCGACGGAGAGUGGUCGUAUGAUCCUGAUCUGGCGACGUUGUAUGUGCAACAUGACGGAAGUAAGAGCACGCACCGCUUGACGAUUGAUAUUACGAACAUCCCGAGGCAUCUGAUGGAGACUGUUGAGAGAAGGAGGCGGGCGUUCCCGCCUAGUUUCCCGCUGAGUCUCAUAUCGCCUAGUACGGAGCUUGCGAUUGGGGAGUUGAUGAUGCCGAUGUUGUUGCCUGGGCUUCUCGUCAUUUUCCUAGCUGUUGUGACGAUGUUUGUCUAGGGGCGGAGGGUUAAUUCGCAGCAGAAAGGUAGUUGCGGUAGACUUUUGAAGUUGAUGGGGUUAGAUAUCGGGUGCUUAAAUGAACUUUGUAAGAGACCUAAGGUCAGAGGCUUGAGUAUGGGCUCAUGUCUCUUUGACUUUGAGAAUGGAAGUACGCUGCCCAACGUCGAAAGCUGACAAGCGAAUCGUGUGAGAAUUCACGGGUCGCCAUUUUGACCCGCAUAGUCAUGAAGUACCUAGUAUCACCGAUUCUCCGCCUUAAUCCUGGCCUGAAACUGACCUCUCAGACGCGACUUCAAGAUAUAGUAAGAUAGAGUGGACGGUGAACAUUGAAUAUCAGAACCAAGAGGCAUCUGAAGUUCAUAUGCAAGGGGCCACUUUUAUCCGUCUC
This is a messenger RNA of Colletotrichum acutatum, 3043 nucleotides long. Its product is annotated as glycoside hydrolase family 5 protein. The transcript has a single exon. Gene Ontology annotation, molecular function: beta-glucosidase activity. Bases 253 to 2652 code for a protein of 799 amino acids. The record is from RefSeq and is a predicted model, not a curated record. NCBI's taxonomy places the organism in Eukaryota, Fungi, Ascomycota, Sordariomycetes, Glomerellales, Glomerellaceae.